Cheilinus undulatus (humphead wrasse) is the source of this 4678-nucleotide messenger RNA. It is a transcript of the gene ptprn2, whose product is annotated as protein tyrosine phosphatase receptor type N2. Lineage: Eukaryota; Metazoa; Chordata; Actinopteri; Labriformes; Labridae. The coding region runs from base 220 to 3438 and encodes 1072 amino acids. Gene Ontology annotation, molecular function: protein tyrosine phosphatase activity. Gene Ontology annotation, biological process: protein dephosphorylation. The record is from RefSeq and is a predicted model, not a curated record. Gene Ontology annotation, cellular component: secretory granule. The transcript is spliced from 22 exons.
UCAGCCUGGUAGCUGUUUGUGGUGCUGAAACAACGCCUGAAUUGUCUUACCAUUAAGCGGAAAAAAAGCCACUCUUGCGCCUUUUUUCCCCUCCAAACAUGCAAGUUUAAUCCCGCAGUCUUCACCGAGCAGCUCCCACCUGGGUCGGCGGUAAAACAUGCUGUUUUAGCGGGGCUGUAGACAUGGAUUAGCACCGUACUGAACACAGGCAGGAGCGGUAUGGAUUCACGGUGGUGUCCCAUCCUCGUCGCUACAUUGGCGGUCAGCCUCUGCUCCUCACCUGCCCUGGCUGACAGAAAAUUUGGCUGCCUGUUUGAAGACGAGCUCUGUACACCCUAUGAGUUCUGCGUCAACGACGGAGUGUUUGGAAGAUGCCAGCAGCUGGCCCAUGCAGACCUGAACACGUACGAUAUUUCUUCCUCCGCUCUUCAGCGCCUCAGGAUCCUCCUACAGAAACUGGCUCACAGAGGUUUGACCUGGCAGGAUGACACCACACAGCAGGUUAUUUCUAAAGAGCUCUCCAAACUGAGGAAUGUCGCUCCUCACCAUCAGGCAGCUCUUUCAAGCCCUCUGACCGCCUACAGCAGCUCCAGAGAUCGCAAACUGAGACCUGCGCAGGCUGAGCUCAACAGAAAUCUGCAGCAGUACCUGACAGGCCUCAGCUUCCUGCCACAGUCUGAGGAUGAUGGCGAACCAAGGGUUCAACAAGAGGAGGGCAACAUUCAGACUGAAGACAUCAAGCCAGAUGAUCAUUUGGAGCCCAGCCGGUCCAAACCCCAGCAGGCCUGGAAGGAGACCACUCUCUACAGCGUCCAUAAAGGAGACGGCAAACCUCCUGUCACCAAAGUUUUCACCAAGAGCGGCGAGGGCAAACACCCAGGGUUCAGUUCAACCUUCUCCAAACACGACCCAGAGAGUGGCAAGCUGCUGUCCAGUCACCUAGAACGUCUACUUUCUGAGAUGCCAAGUACCCAGCAGGGUGGCCAGGGUGAGACAGCAAAGUGGCCCGAAGCAAAGCUCCACUACCUGGGCUAUGUCCGGCCUUCUUCAAGUGACAACAUGGAGCCGCAGUCCAAGGUGGCUUUUACCUCCAAAACCCAGAGGCCCAACUUGGACCGACUUCUGCAGAAGGCUGGAUCAAACCGACUGGAUGCCAAAGACCCUCUCAGGGUUAUGAAUGAUCAUCUCCUCCAGAAUAUGAUGAACCAGCUGGGCAGACACAGCACCAACAUGGAGGCCUUCAUGGGUGACGAUCUGGACCAGCUGGCUGAGGUCAUCACAGGAGCGCUGCAGGAGGUGCAUGAAGAGCAGCCCAUGGUUGGGGCCCCGCCAAGACCGGGAGUGGCUGACUCUAGGGGGGACAGGGAGGGAAACAGGGAACCCAUAGCAGCCAUAAAUCAAGACCAGAAACUUAAAUUAGAUGAUGGGAUUGAUCCAAACCAGGAAGACACUGUGAGAACGAAACAGCAAGGCCAACGAAUAGAGGCUGCAGACAAAGAGCCUGUUGACAAGCACGAAGCCUUCUUCUCCAAGCUGCUAGACUACCUCAACCUCGAUCCCUUCGGCGAUGCUCCACAUGUCAGCAUGCAUCCAGCAGGCUUACAGAAAAUGGUCGGACUAGAGAACGUCCACAGCCGGACGAUGCAGGGCAAAGUUCCCACUCCCAUACACUGGGAAGAAAAGACCAUUGAGGUGCCUGCCAAAGACGGCUCCACCCUGAGAUUAACCGGUGGGGCAGAGGGGCCUGACUCUCAGGUGGACUCUGAAAUCCAGAGCUGGAUGCAGGGGCAUCAGGGCCCAGCUGGGAUAAAGCAGCCGGAGGAGACGCAGAAGAAGGACAUGAAAGUCAAGACUCAGCUGGUCCAUGUGGGGGUUAAGGAGUUUGCCAGCAGAGGGAAGGACAGACACUUUGGCUACAUUAUCACUGGAACAGAUUCCCUCACCAAUGACCAGGCCUCAGACCUGAUGGAGCGCCUGACGCAGAGGCUGAACCUCCACGCUGCAGACCUCACCCAGCUCUCCGUCCUGGGCCCGGCGUUGACUUUCAGGAUCGGCCACAAUCCUAAGAACAUAUCCACAGCAGAUUUGGUUCAAGUUGCGGUCCAACAGAAGCAGCAGCUGGAGAAGGAGACGGGCCUGAAGAUAGUGGAGGCCGGAGUCAGUGAUAGGGGCAGCCUGACCCAGAUCCCCGUUGUGAAGGAGACCCGGGUGGAGUCAGGCCAGUUCCUGCUGCUCUCUGUCCUCUGCAUGCUCUUCAUCCUGGUGGCUCUGGCCGUGUCUGCCACUUUCUUCUGCGUACGCCAGCGCUCACACCUCCGCAUGAAGGAGAAGCUGGCCAGCCUCGGGACUGACACCAGCACUGAUGCCACAGCAACCUAUCAGGAGCUCUGCCGCCAGCGUAUGGCUAUCAGGACGUCAGAGCGUGUGGAGAGACCAGAGACCCUGCGUCACUCCCGGCUCAACAGCGUCUCGUCCCAAUUCAGCGAUGGACCUGCAGCCAGCCCGUCCACCCGCAGCAGCACCUCCUCCUGGUGUGAAGAACCAGUGCCAUCUAACAUGGACAUCUCCACAGGACACAUGAUACUGUCAUACAUGGAGGACCACUUGAAGAACAAAAACCGUCUAGAACGUGAGUGGGAGGCCCUGUGCUCCUACCAGGCAGAGCCUAGCACCUGCAGCAUAGGGCAGGGAGAGCAGAACUCCAAGAGGAACCGCUCAGACACCGUGGUUGUAUACGAUCACUCCAGGAUCACCUUGAAAGCGGAGAAUAACCAUGGCAACUCAGAUUACAUCAAUGCAAGCCCAAUAAUGGACCAUGACCCUCGCAACCCUACUUACAUCGCCUCGCAGGGCCCGCUUCCCUCCACUGUGGCGGACUUCUGGCAGAUGGUGUGGGAGAGCGGCUGUGUCGUCAUCGUCAUGUUGACCCCGCUGUCUGAAAACGGAGUCAAGCAGUGCCAUCACUACUGGCCUGAUGAGGGGUCUGAUGUCUACCACGUCUAUGAGGUCAACUUGGUGUCAGAGCACAUCUGGUGUGAGGACUUCCUGGUGCGCAGCUUCUACCUGAAGAACCUGCAGACCAACGAGACACGCACUGUUACCCAGUUCCACUUCCUGUCCUGGAUGGACCGCGGGAUCCCCACCUCUGCCAGGACCCUGUUAGACUUCCGCAGAAAGGUUAACAAGUGCUACAGGGGUCGAUCUUGCCCGAUAAUUGUCCACUGCAGCGAUGGAGCCGGCAGGAGUGGGACUUACAUUCUGAUUGACAUGGUCCUCAAUAGGAUGGCUAAAGGUGCUAAAGAGAUUGAUAUUGCCGCUACCCUGGAGCACUUGAGAGACCAGAGAGCUGGCAUGGUCCAGACAAAGGAGCAGUUUGAGUUUGCGCUGACAGCCGUGGCAGAGGAGGUGAACGCCAUCCUGAAAGCACUCCCCCAGUGAAAGACACCAAACCCCCCCCCCCUUCCCUCCAAAAAACACCUUCUCCUGGCUCGCUGAGCACCCGUUUCCUCUGCCCACUCAAGACCGACAUCUCUUCCUCCGCCCUCCCUUCUCCUCGCUCCGUUUCUCUCCUCUGUCUGCCUCCUCUUCACCUCUAUAUAUACUCUAUACUUAUGAAUGUCGUGCCAGAUAUCUCACCUGGGUCCAUGUUCGCAAAACGGCGCAUCACAGUGCGACCGCUGAUCUGGGAUCGGCCCACCUGCUGUGAGACUUUUUGUGAAUAUGAACCCAGAUCUUCUUUCUGUAAUGUUGUUUCUGAAACAUGCCGUUCUAGUGCCACAGACUGAGCUGUUUACGUGAUGUCAAGUGAAGAUUUUUGUUCCAAAAUCAGCUGUAGAAUUAUGACAGGCGCUCAUAAUAUGGCUCACUAUAGUAGAGCUGCAAUUGAAGAUUGUAAAAUGAAUGAAAAACAUGUUGAUUAUUCAUCUUCUGUCAAUGAAAGUCGAAAAUAUAUCUCUUUAGAGGCCACAUUUAUGCUCAUUUAGCUCAUUUAUAGCCUUAAAAUCGUACUAUAUUCCAAUUUCAGGCCUAUUAGACAAAAACAAACAGCAAAAUGUCACAUUUAAGAUGGAAAAAGCCUAAACCUAAAUACUUAAAUAAGGUAAAUGCAUAAAGUAAGUGACUUUACUGCCUGUAAAAAUGAUAAUAUUGUACAGAUUAUAUCCCCUACAUGAAUCAAUGUAUUGGGUAGCAUUUUGGACAUAAACUCCUCACAUGUUCCUCUUCUGUGAUCUGAAUCAAGCACUAUAUAUACAGUAUACUCAGCAUCACAUGUUGAAUUGUGUAGUGUGUGUAUUGUAUUAUGGGUCCAGACGUCUCACUCUUGCAUUCAGACGCUCUGAUUCCUAAAAAAACGCCUCACAGCUCAUGAUUCUUGCUACAUAUCAACAUUUUUUAUCCUCAUUUCACAACAUGAACUGUUUGUUAUAUUAACAUCUGUUAAUAUUAAAUGUUAUAGAAAUCUAUCAUCUGAUGUAGUUCUUAUAUAGAUAGUCAAAUGAUAUAUUUAAGCAGAUUAUAUUGGGAUAUAUUGUUGCUGAAUUUGUUUGUCAUCCAUCACUGGUAUCUUGUGAUAUUUCGUGCAACAUGACAGAUUAUUCCCUCUAUGAAUGAUCCCUCUAUAGUGCUACAUGAAAUGUAUACUGAGAGCCUCAAUGAGAAUUAUAUAUUUUGUGUGAAA